UUUCAGGGCCAUGUUGAAGAUGUCUGGCCUCAACAUUUCACGUUGAUUUCAUCAAGUUAUCUUAUCCGAGAGUAAUAAGAGUAUUGUGUUGUUCAAACGUGUUCUGCUAGUUUAACCGAUUUUAACAAAAGGGCUGAAAAGCCGUUUAGACGCCACUGAGUUGUACCCUCUGGGAUCCGGCUACGUCCCUGAAAUUGACAGUGUCCAUGACAUAUCAGUUGGCACAAAGAGGGGAUCUGACGAACUCUUUUCUUCCUGCAUAUCCAACGGACCCUAUAUCAUGAACUCAGCCAAUGGCAACGACAGCAAAAAAUUCAAAGGAGAUGUCCGCAGUCCUGGUGUCCCAUCACGUGUGGUCCACGUACGCAAACUGCCCAAUGACAUCAACGAGGCUGAGGUUAUAAGCCUGGGACUGCCCUUUGGGAAGGUCACUAAUCUGCUGAUGUUGAAAGGGAAAAAUCAGGCCUUUCUGGAGCUUAACAGUGAAGAGUGUGCACAGACGAUGGUGAGCUACUAUUCUUCUGUCACUCCUGUCAUCAGAAACCAACCCAUUUACAUGCAGUACUCGACUCAUAAGGAGCUCAAGACAGACAACUCUCCUAACCAAGUGCGUGCCCAGGCAGCUCUGCAGGCAGUCAACGCCCUGCAUGGAGGUGGAAUGGCGAGUAUGGCCAUCCCUACAGAUGCAAGCAGUAUGGCAGGAGGCGUAGCCCAAAGCCCUGUUCUCAGAGUCAUUGUGGAAAACCUUUUCUACCCCGUCACCCUGGAUGUCCUGCAUCAGAUUUUUUCCAAGUUUGGAACUGUGCUCAAGAUCAUCACUUUUACCAAGAACAACCAGUUCCAGGCAUUGAUCCAGUAUGCUGAUGCCAUGACAGCUCAGCAUGCUAAACUGUCUCUAGAUGGCCAGAACAUCUACAAUGCUUGCUGUACCCUGAGAAUCAGCUUCUCCAAGCUGACAAGCCUCAAUGUCAAGUACAACAAUGACAAAAGCAGGGACUACACCCGCCCUGACCUUCCUACAGCAGAUUCACACCCCUCACUCGACCACCAGACAAUGGCAGCUGCAGCCUUCUCUGCACCGGGUAUAAUCUCUGCUUCUCCCUUUGGUGGAGCUCAUGGCUUCCCCCCAACGUUUGCUAUCCAGCAGGCUGGUCUGUCAGUUCCUGGCAUUCCCAGUGCCUUAGCAUCCCUGGGUAUGGGUCAUACCGGCAUGGCAGCCGCUGCAGCGGCCGCAGCUAGCCGGCUUGGCCUGUCGGGGCUCGGUGCCACUGGGGGGCACAACGUGCUGUUGGUCAGCAAUCUGAACCCUGAGACCGUUACGCCACACUGCCUCUUUAUUCUUUUCGGCGUGUAUGGUGAUGUCAUGAGAGUGAAGAUCCUGUUCAAUAAAAAGGAGAACGCUCUAGUCCAGAUGUCUGAUGGCACACAGGCUCAGCUAGCCAUGAGCCACCUGAAUGGCCAGCGCCUUCAUGGCAGGGCCAUGCGCGUGACGUUGUCGAAGCAUACGACAGUCCAGCUGCCCAGAGAAGGCCAUGAGGACCAGGGUCUUACCAAGGAUUACAGCAACUCCCCACUUCAUCGCUUCAAGAAGCCUGGCUCCAAAAACUACUCUAACAUCUUCCCUCCAUCUGCAACACUCCACCUCUCCAACAUACCACCUUCAGUGAUGGAGGAUGAUCUCAAAAGACUCUUUGCAAGCUCAGGAGCCACAGUCAAAGCCUUCAAGUUCUUUCAAAAGGACCGCAAGAUGGCCCUGAUCCAGAUGGGCUCCGUGGAGGAGGCGAUCGAGUGCCUCAUCGAGUUCCACAACCAUGACCUAGGAGAGAACCAUCACCUUCGAGUGUCCUUCUCAAAGUCCACCAUCUGAGUGUCCUUCCUCGCACCCUGCCAACUGAACGCUACUGUUCUUGUUGCCUUCAGUGAAAAUGGCCUUCAUAACAUAUUUAUACUGUUGGUAACUUUUUUUUUUUUUCAUGAGGAUGUUGCCCAUUUAUUUUCCCUUCGGAUUUAGUUUAGAUUUCAGAUCAGAUCCAUACAAUGUCGUUUCUUGUCCUAAAUAUAGUAACAGAGCCAAACUUUUGGUUUUGUUUUAUAUUUUCAUAUUUGAUGUCCAACCCUAGUAGAUGGAUCGUGCCAACUUCAUGCACAAUUUGGUUGUUUUCAAAAUGGGCAGGUUGGCUUCAUCUCUUAUUUGCUAACAUUGAUUAGAAAAUCUUAGCAGUUCUCAGGUAAACCAUCUAAUUUGAGCAUUUAGAUUUUUAAAUAUAUAUAUAUAUAUCAUAGUUUAUACUAAACAUUCAGCAGCAAAACCUAAUCAUUCCUUCUGUUUAGACAAAAUGUUAGCAUUUUGAAAUGGGCAACAUUCUGUAACCAAAACAUGUAUUGGAAGCAAAGUAGAGGCAGCUGACCAACUUUGAACACAAAGAUGCCCUCUAGCAUAAAACGAUCUAUCUAGAUUAUUCCCGCCCCACUUUAGCAUUCCUUUGCUCGUGUAGCUUUGUGAAAUUGUGCCGUUUUAAAAACCUUAACCCUGUUUGGCCAGUGAGAAACGGUUUAAGAUGAAGAAUUUCUAAGUUUUGAAACUCAGAUCAUCCCCCAUCUUUCUUUAUGUUGUCUGUCCUCCAAUUUCCUUCAGGGGAUCCAGACCACUAUCAGAAGGUUAUCUGUAUGGACCCUUUUUCUUUCUCCUUUUUUUUUGUAUUUUUGUGCCUUACUUUACCCCAGCCAGGAUACACUGGCUUAAUCGUUUGGUAUGUAAGUUUUCCAUACCUUCUUUUGGUAUUUACCAGCAUUAAGAAGGGGGAAGUGGCUCAUUUAAUCAUCUUUCUUCUUUAAAAUACAUCUGUUUAUCUUUAAGCAUAUAGCCCCAUUAUAUGUAUUUAGAAUCUAUGAAUGUAAAUCAGUUAGAUGCUAAAUCUUUGUUUUAGGUGAUGUAGCUCUGUUUAAGUGUGUUGUUGCUGAUGUAGAGCUGAAUCCAGCCCUUCAGUUUUACAGUCCCGUUACCUUUUUAUUGGGUUUGGGGCCUCAUUUAACCAGGUUAUGUUCAUAUAUAUGUGUAAAACUAUAUUCAUUUAUCUUUUUUUAGUAGUAGAUCUACAUGUAUUUUGCCUAUAUUUAACUGACUUGUGCUUCUAAGUAGCUGAGUUUGAUGGCUAGUGGAGUGCCUUGUCCCUUUGACCUUUUAUUCCAAUGCUGAAACAGGCCUGGUCAGUGGACUUUGUUUACCUCUCUUUUAAAUCUUAUCAAUCCUGUCUGCACAGAUGCCUUUACAAAAAAACAAAAACAUUCAGGUUAAUCCCAACUGAGAGGGCAGCUUGGAGGCAUUCACAAGUUUAUGAAUUAAAGUCUUAAGCUGCAUUUCAUUAAAAAAAUGUUUUUUUUUUUAAAGGUUUGAAAAGCCUCAUUACCCCUCUGUCCAGCUUAGCCACAGUCAGCUUGUGCACUUUUCCUUUAAGUCAAAACAGACACCAUCACACUGAAGUCUUAAAAACAAUCUCACAUUCCUGCAGGCCUCAAGCACCAGUUUCCACAAUCCUGACCACUGUAGUCUUGGACCAGUAACGGAUGACUUCUGUUUCUAUUCAUGUGAAAGUUUCUUAUGCAUGACUCAAAGCUUCAUGUAGCUGCAGACGGUUUUUGCUGUUAAGGACCAAAGUGUAAUUUACCCCCGGCUAUUUUCUAGUGUUCAAAUGUUGAUUUUUUUUUUUUUUUUUUAAGACACAUUCCUGCUGUUCUGCAAAACCACAAGGAUUGAAUUCAGAAGUCGUUAAGGUGACGGUUUAUACUGUUUGUUUUCACUUUACAAAGAGCCUACUUUGGCAGAGAUGGCUUUAGAAUAAAAGCUUCGUUGAACAGUCUUUAGCUGUGAUAACAGUUUAGAAGAUUAUAUGCCUUUUUUGUUAAAAGCUUUUAUUUUUCUUUUUAUAAGGGGCGGGUUGGGGUUAAAUGUAUGAUGUGGGGUUUGUGUGAUUGUAUAUAUUCAUGUUUUUGUACCACAAAAGAAUUUGGAUUAUAUUCACUUUAAGUUCAAAACAUGUAUAUUUUGAUAAACCACAAAGACAUAUGAAGCUCCUCAGAGCUGGAAAAAUAAAAAAAACUUUUGUAACACAAAGACAUUAAACUAUCUGAACACGGAGGUGUGUCUGUAUGUGCCCCACCCGCUCCCCCCUUUUGUUUUUUUUUGUUUUUGCCAUUCUUGUUUCUUGCAUCUUCUGCUGCCUUUAAUAAAUCUUUAGUUUGUUCUUUC
Molecule: messenger RNA, 4246 nt
Organism: Cyprinodon variegatus (sheepshead minnow)
Lineage: Eukaryota; Metazoa; Chordata; Actinopteri; Cyprinodontiformes; Cyprinodontidae
Gene: ptbp1
Product: polypyrimidine tract binding protein 1
Exons: 16
Coding region: 281-1867 (528 amino acids)
Biological process (GO): regulation of RNA splicing; mRNA processing; regulation of cell differentiation
Cellular component (GO): nucleus
Molecular function (GO): mRNA binding
Source: RefSeq, a predicted model, not a curated record